ACGCGCGCCCGUGAAUGCGCGGCCCGUUUGCGCCAUCGAGAGAUGCGUUGCGCGAGAGGUGCGAGCCGGAAUUGCAUGCAGACGGAUCGCUCGUCCAGCCAGAGCCAACAGUAGUGCAGCAACAGCAGCAGCAGCAGCAGCAACGGCAGCGGCAGCAGCGGCGGCGGCAGCGACAACAAGCGGCAAGAUCGACGGCGGCGGUGGCGGCUAGACAGCAAUUGAACGCAUCGCGGAACCGCGAUGCCGGUGUUACUCCGGCAAAGAAACGGCUGUGCCAUGUAAACGAUCGCGUCGUCGCGUCCGCUAUAAUGCGCUGUGGAUUAAGAAUAGUUACUUGCCACGAAAAUCCAGUGGUGCUGGCAUGAUAAAAUAAGGGAAGCGAAGGAGAUGAGCCACAAUAUUGCGGGCAUGCCACCCUUCACAAGGAUGCCAUUGGGGGGUAUGGGAAUGGGUGUGAAUAUGGGCCCCAAUGCCCCACAUUCUGACUCUUCAGCUCACCCCCAUCCACCACCGCCACCACCAGCUGGUGCUAAUCCUAAAAAGAAAAGGCGUACAAAUGCAAGUGUUGCCCAACCACCUCCGCAACAACCUCCAUCUGUACAGGAUCUACUACCCCCGCCUUUAACUGGUUACGGUGACACAAUAGUAGCGAGUAAUCCUUUCGAUGAUACGCCCCCGCAAACACCGCAAAGUCCAAUGAUGCAUGGCGCGCCUUCACAUAUGCAUCCACAUCAUCCACAUCACAUGGGUGGUCCUCCUAUGCGAGGUAUGAGUCCUUUAACCACGAUAGGUGGCAUGAGUCCUAUGAUGCCACAUAACAUGGGCAAUAUGAGCCCUAUGGGUAAUUCACCCAUGACAAAUCAUAUGAAUCACAUGGGAGCUAUGUCUCCCAUGAAUCAUGCUCCUAUCGGAGGUAUGAGCCCUAUGAAUAACAUGGGUCCGAACAUGCCUCCCGGUCCAAUGAACACCAUGAACAAUCAUAUGAAUAUGAGUCAUAUGGGAAAUUCGCAACUAAGUGGUCCACCCAUGGGUAGUCCAAUGAAUAAUAUGAAUAGUGGACCUAUGGGUAGCCCAAUGAAUAAUAUGGGUCAUAAUAUGGGCAGCCCUAUGGGUGGACCUUUAGGUUCUCCUAUGAACAUGGGAGGAUCUAAUCACAUGCCUAAUGGACCAAUGAACAUGAACAACAUAAAUAGCCAUAUACCGCCCAACAGUCCAUUAAAUGGACCGUCAUUAAACAAUGUAAACAGUCCACUGGGACACAAUGGAUCUCAACCUCAUCCGAAUCAUAUGGGAAACAAUCUUAACAACUUAGGAAGACCUAUGAACGGACCUAUGACAACCAUGAGUUCGAUGGUGUCAAACAAUAUGAAUAUGACUGGGCCAAAUCAGAUAAACAAUAUGAAUAUGGGUGGCCCAGGAAUGAGUAAUAUGUCUAAUAUGAAUAUUAGUCAUCACAAUCAAAUGGGAAGUCACAUGGCAGGUCCAAUGGGUACAAUGUCCAAUAACAUGGGUAGUGGGCCACCUAUGGGACAUCCUAUUAAUUCCAUGGGAGGAUCUAUGCCACCACAUGGAUUUCAAGGUCCGCCGGGAAUGGGUCCAAAGCCAAUGCCAAUUUCUGCGGGCAAAAUAUACCCUCCAGAUCAAUCAAUGGUAUUCAAUCCACAAAAUCCUAACGCGCCACCAAUUUAUCCCUGUGGAAUUUGUCAUAAAGAAGUACAUGACAAUGAUCAGGCAAUUCUGUGCGAAUCAGGUUGUAAUUUUUGGUUUCAUAGGAGCUGCACAGGAUUGACAGAAUACGCUUACCAAUUAUUAACGGCAGAGGUCUACGCGGAAUGGGUGUGUGAUAAGUGUUUGCAAUCGAAGAGCAUACCCCUGGUUAAGUUUAAACCAUAACACUUCGUGUCCCGUCGUUUAUGCGACGCUCCAGUGACUAUUUGUUAGCGUUUAUAUGUGGUACACGCACAUAUGCGUGUGCAAUUGUGCACACGUAAUACAUACAUACACACACACCCACUCACACAUACACAGACACACACUCUAGCACAUAUUAAUGCACGUGCGAAGUCGUGCAUUCAAUAUAAAAAUGCGCUGUUUGUUAAUAACUUAACUUUAACUUGUUGAAAUAUUAGGAUAUCAUUGUAAGUUGUAUCGAUAAAUAUGAAAGCAGAGAUAACAUUCAAAUGUCAUUUUAAUUAAUCAAGUCUGUUGACAUGACAAAUGGAUUCACAUAAAUUAAAUUCACAAAAAAUUAAAUUAUUAAUAUUUACUAUUGAAUCUCAACAAAUAAUAUAAAAAUAAUUGGCAUGUUUUUUUUAUUUAAAAAAAUUACUAUACAAAGUAUCUUAAAAUUUAAAUCUUUGUGUCUCAAAAGGUUUUAAAAUUGUGACUAGAAAAAUAUUAAAUUUUUAAAUGACGAAAUAUCUCAGAUUUAUGGAGGACUGGUAUUUUUACGACUUCAAUUGCAUUUAAUUCAGAAUCAAUGAUACCUACAUACGUUCGGUAUUAUUAACAAAGCAGACGUAAGACGUAUAUUAGAGAUGAGCUGCGAACAAUUUUGCAUCGUUCUUGUUUUAUCCUGUAUUAACGUUCCUGAUAAACAUCAUAAUAAAUGUUAUCAUCUCCGCAAUUGAUAUUUAAAAGUGUGAAAUCAAUUUGUACAAGUACCAUUUGUCAUCAGAGCUAUAAUACAUCAAUUGUGAUUUUUUCGAUAUUUUUGGAAAGAUAUGAACAUUAAUAUCGAAAUCACAUUGAUAUAUUGAUCAGGGAGAUCAUAUAUAUAGACACGUAUAUUACUUAAAUUGGUUUUUGGUUUAUUGCAGAUAUACAAAUAUAUCGCCUUUAUCAUGCAGAUGAUAUAUUUAUUGUGAUACAAAUUAUGUCGCAAGUCCUAUUUUUAUUGUUAAAUCUACAUGUUUUAUUAAAUUUAAGUAUAUGACUUAAUACAAUCAGCAUGAAUGGAAUUAAGCUAAUUCCAUUCGAGAAACGGAAUUACACAAACACAAUGCAGUAUUGAUACUCCCAGGCGAUAUACUUAAAAAUGCUGCAAUUCUUAUAUUUUUAUAUGUCAUCUAUUUUAGUAUAAAAAAAGACCAUGGUAAAUUUAAUUUUAAUAUCUCUGGUUUAUUUUAGUACCUUGACUUUUCCAAAUCUAAUCGAAAAAAAAUUUUAAUUAAAUAUAUUUGUUUGUAAAUAAAAUGAAAGAUAAAAACAAAAGAAAAAGAACAAUGUGGUAGAAAUUUUUUCGUAAGCACAAGAUAAGUAAGUUUUUUGCAGUUUUUAAAAAGAUCUAAUAGCAAAUUCGAUUAGAUGCAUGGUACACGCACUAGCGCAUAUUUAAAGGCUGUUAUACAUAAAUGAUGUAAAGAAAUGUGCAGCGUAUAACAGAUUGAAUUGUUUUUGAUAAAAUAUAUGUUGAUGAAUUGAUAAAAUAUAUUUUAUCAAUUCAAGAUGUUUAAGUAUGCUUUUACGUUUAGAUAAAUUGAUGGUACAACAGGCUCUAUAAUUUGCGGCAGUAUUGGUGUAAUCGAAUUUGUAACAGGAAGGAAACUGAAUUUUAAGUUUUUUUUAAAGUAAUUUAAAAAAUUUUUUUUAUGUGUUAAUCGUAUAAUUUAGUUGAAUUAUAUAUUGUUGCCAUGGCUUAACUUUUGAUUUAACUGCGCGGUUAAAUUAGGAUAUAAGAAAUAUAUUUCUAAAGUUGUGUAAAAAGUUUUUAUGAAAAUAUUACGUUUUAUUUAUAAAGUAAUUUUUAAUGAGAGAGACAGAGAUUGCUUGAGCACACAGCAGAAUUUAUUUGACUGAUAUUAACAUGCAGAUUUUUCCAUUGUAACAGAAGAUUUUAUAUAACUUAAUAGAAAUUGGUUAGGAAAUAGAAUUAGCACAAGCUCUAACGUUUGAGCAGAGCUGAAGUGCAAAAUGGCAUUGUUAAGAACUAAUUAAAAUUGUAAUUGCAUUUUUGGAAUUGCGUCGAUUACAUAUCUUUUGCUAGUAUUUGUUUUUAUAAUUUGCAAUUUAUCUGAUUAUCACUAGCUUAUCUAUAAAAGAUAAUAUAUAGCGAAUUUGAGUAGUGCACAUAAAGACUGUUGUACGUAAAAUGACAUAAAGGCAUACUAUAGUGCAUACAUUGUUGGAUCAAUGCGAUGUUUGGCACAGUGAUUUCUUUAGUAGAUACGUUGAACAUUUUACUGUUCAAGGCGCCUAUACUAUGUAUAUCUAUUUAGAUAAAUUAAUGUACAACAGACCUUGAUCUGCACUAGUGCAUUCAAUCAAAUCAUUGGUAUAAAUUCAAACUAUUUCGAAAUAAAAAAAAAACAAUUAUAAAGUCUCUCAACUUCAUGAUAAAGGAAUCUGCACGUUUAACAGUUUUAACUAGCUAGCGUAAUCUUCGCAUCUGCCAGGUUUAUAGUAAAAGUAUCGACGAUAUAAAUAUAAAAAGGAAAAAGCGUAUUAUUGUCAGGAGAUUAACUGUUAAAACAAGAAAACUAAAUUCCGUCGGCAGCUAAUACAAAAUUAUCGUCUACGGAUUGUAUAGUUUUUUAUAUGUAUAUGAAAUUAGCCAGAUAUAUAUAUACAUAUAUACAUAUAUAUGUAUAUCAUUUAAUGCCUGUAUUACACGGAGAUCUGAUUUGAUGAAAAUAAGCGGAAAUCUUUAUUAGAAUUAAUGUCUAUUGUACCUCAAUAUUAGAUAAAUUUACUAAUUUUCUCAAUUUACAAAAAUUUAAUUUUAGAUCGAGAAAUUAAUUUUAGAACAAUUUCUUCAUCUAAAAUUAAAUUUUCUACUCGAAAUCUCCGUAUAAUUCAUGCCUUAAGCUUGUUUUACUAUAAUCGUUUUUAACACAUAUUAUAUGUGAGUAACAUACACAAGAUCCUACAUAAUGCUCAUAUUUUAGUAUUACAACGAAUAGGAUACCAUCUUCACAUAUCUUCUUUCUAUAUUUUCUUGUGUGGGGAGGAACGUCACGCUAAAAACCUGUUAACAUUGCUUUUAUUACGAAAGUUAAAAAAAUGCAGGGGAUUAAGCGAUUUACGAAGAUUUACACGGAUAAUGUUGUCAAUGGCCGAAGCAACGGAUGUAAUCAUUUUCUAGUACAAAAAAGUAAAUGAGCUGUAAUUUAAGUGACUAAGGAUAAUGUUUAUUUUUCACAGAAUUAAACUAUAAGUGUUUAUAUAAUUUUAAAGACGAUCGAUACACACGUCCAUUCGUGACACGGAGCAUCCAUCUCUAUACACGUCGCGUAAUAAUUCCUUUUUUGAUUUGUUGAUGAUUUUGAAUGUGUGUUUUACACGACGAUAGAGCUUAACCCCCUCUUGUAAAAAUUUGUUGAAAACAAAUGCAUUUUAUAUAUGUCCAACUGUUUGUCUGAUUGCACUUUCUUCAAACGCAGUUACCUUUAUUUUCAGGAAGUAUGUAUAUAUGUCGAAACAUAUGAUGAAAUGAUUUUAUUUUUACGGAGAUGGAAAUAUUUGGCAUGAAUAUACACAUUUUGCGGUCUUUUCUUUUUAUAAGCGAUAUAAUAUAGGCUAUCGUAUAAAUAUCUAUUGACUUUAUGUACAUAAGCCUUUCUAUAGCUAAGAUUUAAUAUGGUGGGGAAUCAAGUGAGAGAGACGCGCAAAUAUUUGCCGUAUUUGCAUACAGUGGUUUUAUGUAAAUAAUAUAUAUCACGUUAAAAAAAAUUCAUCGACCGUAAUGUGUUGGAUGUAUUUCGCACUAAUUCUUGUUCUUACAAUGACGUAACAUAGCGCAGUUUACAGUCGAGGGGGCCGAUGUUACAUCGCCUACAUGCGUCCUGCGAAGUGUCGCUAUCAUUUGGCGCAGUUUUAUGGAAAAGGGAAAAUGAUAACUUAGGAAGACUGACCGCAAUUUAGAAAUUUAAGAAGAAGCAACGCAUAAUUCUUGUUGCCAAUUCGGCGCACCGCUUUUACAUACACACUCACAUACAUACACAUACACAUUAUUUUGUAUAAAAUUGCGAAUUAUUGUUAUUCCGACUUUGAAACUUUGAAAGAACUUUGAAUUCUCGAUUAUGUCGUAACACACUCUUGAAACGCGCGUCUACCACAGGCUCGGUUUACCGAUUGCGACACGUGAAAACGAUGAAACGUGAAGACGAUGGAAAAAAAAAAAAUAGCAGGAGGAAAGAGAAGCUGAAGAGAGCGACAGUGAAACGCUGCGACGAAACGACGUGGACGCAAUAUCAUGAACGGGGCAAAAACCAGCACGCGACAAAUUGUUCAUAGAUUAUUUUUUAAUAUUUUUUAUCAUGUGAAUAUAGAAUAUAUAUCAGCAAUAAAAAUUGUUAUACAUA
Messenger RNA from Solenopsis invicta (red fire ant), 6302 nucleotides. It is a transcript of the gene pygo, whose product is annotated as protein pygopus. The coding region runs from base 388 to 1893 and encodes 501 amino acids. The transcript has 5 exons. Lineage: Eukaryota; Metazoa; Arthropoda; Insecta; Hymenoptera; Formicidae. The record is from RefSeq and is a predicted model, not a curated record.